UGUGUCUUGAUUGGAGGAGUGCAUACGUCACAAGGAUUUUGCAAUCGCUCCACGCAAUAUGAACUGAAUGGCCUCUGCUGUGAUCAAUGUUCUUCUGGACACUUUCGAUCCGCCUGGUGCACCGCGGACUCGCCGACUGGCUGCCAGCCGUGCCCUGAGGGCACCUACAACUCGGAGUACAACAUCUACCCCAGAUGCGAAUACUGCACUCGCUGCAUUCCAGCGUUUCGCCAGGUGAAGAAAGAGGGCUGCACACGUACUCGGAACGCAAGGUGUGGCUGUGAGAAGGACGAGAACAUCUCGAAAUUUGCAAAGCAGGGCACCUUGUUCUGGUGCUGUCCAAAAUGCCCAGCGGGCAUGGAGACUCUGAACGAAUGUUCCUUUACGGAUUUCGUCACCACGUGCAGCCCCUGUCCUCCAGGCACGUUUAGUGACCAUCCCGGGUCCCGCUGCCGAAACUGCACACGCUGUGAACGAGAGCUGUCUCCGUGUACGAACGCCAGCGACGCCGUCUGCAGCGGUUCCUCAAAGGUCACCAAGUGCACCGAAUGUCCUCCAGGCACGUUUCGUGACCGUCCCGGGUCCCCCUGCAAAAAUUGCACACGCUGUGAACGAGAGCUGUCUCCGUGUACGAACGCCAGCGACGCCGUCUGCAGCGGCCCAGAUGUAUCUGCAAAUGGCAAAGCACAUGCAGCGAUAGCUGCAGGAGCAGCAGUGAGUCUCUCCCUCUGGGUUGCUGUGCUGAUGGUGCUGAUGUUGCUCCAUUCCCGUCGUGCUUCCGUUCAACACAAGGAUGCCCCUCUGAGCGACGUCAGUGCCAUGGAUAAUUUUUCCACCCAAGGCUCCUUAGCAACCCUGCAACGCCCAGACGAAGUUCAGUCAAUGCUGAAUGCUUGCAAUGACAUCGAAUGAAUCGUCGUGUGAGUGUGUGUACAGUGGAAAUGAAUCUGAGACAAACGGAUAUCAGCCCUGUUGUCAGACCCCUCCUAGUCUUUAUAACGGCCUCAAUACCUGAGGCCUGUUAAGAGGCGUGAACACUGAGAUACAUCUGGCUUCAUGAUAGAGCUUCUCUACAGUUCUUGUAAGGUUAUCAUCAGCUAACACAAUAUGCAUUAGCAUUGUUGUGGAGAAUAUAAGUAACAAAUAGAUAAGUACACGAAAUAAUAUCCUUUACAAUUUUUUUCCCUGCAGAUAAAUACGUGAGCAUUUUUGUUUAUAUGUCCUAUCAGCCACACGGCCUUCUGGGUUUGCUUAACUUCAGCAGCAUUGGUUCAAUACGAGACAACUCUGGACAGGGUUUUUGACUUUCAACUUGGACAGGCUCAUUGGGUCAAGUUCACCUUCAACACACACACAACACACACGCGCGCAUAACCCAGUCCAUUACCUGCAUCUGUGAGCCAAGACAUCGGCGAUCGUGACCUUCCUUCCAUUUAGCUCUGCCCAUGACAUUUAUACUCAAGAACUCCCAGAUGCAUUCAAAAUUAUUCACAUAUCUUGCGCAACGUUCCCGGAUGCCUUCCACGGCUUCUUUGUGGUGCCUGUAACGUCCCCAGUCAAAAUAUGUCUUCGUUUUUUUAAUUAAAUGUCCAUGAAAUCGAACGUUCCUUU
Petromyzon marinus (sea lamprey) is the source of this 1611-nucleotide messenger RNA. Lineage: Eukaryota; Metazoa; Chordata; Hyperoartia; Petromyzontiformes; Petromyzontidae. The record is from RefSeq and is a predicted model, not a curated record.